AUGUGGCGUCAAAAGUCUCGCCAAAUUUGGUGUCGCCUGGGCGAUCGCAACACGCGUUUCUUCCAUCUAGUUGCUAACUUCAGGAGGGCUAAAAACCAUCUCUUGAAAGUGGUUCAUAAUGGUUCUGUUGUUGAAGGUUUACCGGUCAUAAAAGAUGCGGCAGUUAACUUCUUCUCCAACUUAUUCAGAAGUCCUGAUAGAUUCCGAAUUGGUUUAGGGCCUGUUGGUUUUAAAACACUCUCGUCUUCUUCUUCAGCUAGCUUGGAGCGAGAUAUCACUUUGGAAGAAUUAAAGCAGAGUGUUUGGGAUUGUGAUGGGAGCAAGAGUCCGGGUCCAGAUGGUUUCAAUUUCAAAUUCUACAGUCUUGCUUGGAAUUUCAUUGCAGAUGAUCUGUUAGACCUGGCCAAGAAUUUCUUCAAAACAGGUAGGCUUCCAAAAGGAGUCAAUCAUGCUUAUGUUCAUCUAAUUCCAAAGAUAGCUUCCCUAGUUGGCUUCAAAGACUUCAGGCCUCUUAGUUUGAUUCAUGGCAUUUACAAGAUAAUGGCUAAGGUUCUUUCUAGCCGUCUGAAAGCGGUUAUGCAUGACCUUAUCAGUGAGAAUCAAACAGCUUUCUUGGCAGGGAGGAAAAUAAUUGAUGGGUUUUUGGUUGCCAAUGAAGCAGUUCAUUCCUUGAAAAGACACAGAGUGCCGAGCCUUAUCUUUAAGGUGGAUUUUCACAAAGCUUUCGAUAGUGUGCAGUGGGAUUAUUUAGAGCAGGUUAUGAGGCAUAUGGGUUUUGGUGAAAAAUGGAUUAAUUGGAUCAACACUUGCAUCUCCACCGCAAAAUUAUCAGUGCUGAUUAAUGGAUCUCCUUCUAAGGAAUUCUUGAUGGGCCGUGGGAUUCGCCAAGGUGACCCCCUUUCUCCAUUCCUUUUUCUAAUAGCAGCAGAGGGAUUAUCUGUUUUGUUUCAAAGAGCAGCUUCAAAUGAUCUUUUCAAAUGUAUCCCUUUUGGAGAUAGCUUUUGCCUCAGUCACCUACAAUAUGCAGACGACACUUUAAUCUUCGUGCCUGCUAAUCUUCAUAUGGUCAAAACAGUUAAAAGGAUCCUGUUGUGGUUCGCUAUUUGUUCAGGCAUGCCUUUAGGAUCCAAUCCUAAAAGAUUGUCUACAUGGAAGCCUAUUAUUGAGAAUUUCAGACGAAAGUUGAGCAUGUGGAGAGGUCGUAUGCUUAGUAUGGCAGGACGUAUCUGCCUAAUCAAAAGUGUCUUGAGUUCAUUGCCAGUAACAACCCAUUUUUACUCCCCAACUUUCAAGAAUGGAAUCCCAAAAUUGCAUGGUCAUAUUUCCCCAUUUUGGAAAGACGUUUUGUCAAUCUUGGAUCCAAACAGUGUCAUCGGCUUAGUAUUGCGUGAAAACAUUAAAUUCAAGAUUGGAGAUGGAUCCUCCAUCCUUUUCUGGUCUAACGUGUGGAUAGGAUCAAAUGCUUUACGUAGCAUUUUCCCUAAGCUUUACCAAAUUUCUACUUUUCGGAAUGGUUUGGUUAAUGAGAUGGGUCAAUGGGUGAAUGAUCAAUGGCGAUGGAAUUUGGUUUGGCGUAGGAAGCUCUUAUCUUAUGAAGAGCAACAAUACCAUCAUUUGCUCUCAAUGCUGGAGCCAACGAUAAUUCGACAAGGAAAAAAUGACAAACUUAUAUGGUUAUGCAAUUCUGAUGGAAGCUUCUCAGUUAAAUCGUGUUGCACCCUAAUUAACAAUACUUCCUCUGCGACUGAUAGAGUCUUUGAAGCCAAUGUUUGGAUUAAAGGGGCCCCUCCAAAAGUUCAGGUGUUUCUCUGGUUGGCAGUACAGGACAAAUUUCCAGAAGUUUAUUAUCUGGUGAACAAGAAGGUGGGUGCAACAAUGGCUCUAGGAUCAAAUAAGCUUGAAGCUGCAGGCAAGAAAAAUCGUAGGAACCAGAGGUUGCUUCCUCCCGUUAGAGGACAAAUAAAGCGCCGAAUACUUGCUUGCUUCAUGAGGAACAUCAAGCUUGGGAGCCAAAAUUCCCUGAAGUUUCUUUUGGGCAAGUGUGGUCAUCCAUCCGAGCUAAGCUAG
Molecule: messenger RNA, 2067 nt
Organism: Populus trichocarpa (black cottonwood)
Lineage: Eukaryota; Viridiplantae; Streptophyta; Magnoliopsida; Malpighiales; Salicaceae
Exons: 4
Coding region: 1-2067 (688 amino acids)
Source: RefSeq, a predicted model, not a curated record